AUGGCCACCAGACAGGCGCUCACGUCUAUGCUCCAGUCGCUACAGGACAAGUUCAAGUCGACUGACCUGGAUCUCCGUGUUAUUGGCCUCACCGACCUUAGCAAGGAAUUGGAGCGCAUCAUCGCCCUCAACAAUGCCUCGUCGAGGCAGAGCGGGAAGGGCCCCGAGCCUUAUGCGGCCGAAGCGGCGGAGAAGGCUCUCACCGAGAACGUCCUCACUCUCUUGUACGACGAGAUCUCAGAGGUGAAGAACGCGGCGGUACGCUCCCUCGCUACCAUGGCUUCGCGCGCUCGUUCCACCUUCCUCCGCCAGAUCAUCAUCACGUUGACGGAUGGCAUCGACCAGACGGGGGCACGAGAAAUUAACGAGGAGAACCGCGACAUCUCAUGCUUGGCGCUCAAGUCGGUGGUGGCGAGCAUGUCGCCUGAUGGCGAUGCGGUGGACCGGUGCUUGAAUAUGAUUCUCACAACAAUCCGCAAGAACGUCACACCCACGAACGCCAACCCCCAGCUCGCCUCCGAGCUCCUGCAGAUUCUCACGGAUGUGUACCAGCGUUUCCCGCUUGCGAUUGCUCAGUCUAAUGACCUGCAAGCGCUCUCAGUUGAGAUGCUGAAGGAGGUGUUCGCGUACCCGAGGCUGUCAGUGCGGAAGCGCGCAGUUGCGCCCCUCGCUGCGUUCAUCUCGGUGUGUCCCACCCAGUUCAACGCGUUUCAGGACGACAUGAGCAAGGGCUUUACGAAGGGAGGCGACUCGGCCAAGGCGUGGGUUGCAGCUGUGGCUGGCUUGGCCAAGACACCCUCAUCGCCAGAAGUUGGUGGGCUCGUGGCCAACGGUCUCGCGGAAAUCAUCAUGAAGCAGACACAGGACUUGGAGGACACUGACGCAGUUGAGGGCGCUCUCACGGCUUUGGAAGUGCUUCUCUCACGUUGCCCCAAGGAGAUGUCGACUGCUGUCUCUCCCAUCCUGGUUCGGUCUCUUGAGCUCGUCAAGUACGAUCCCAACUAUGUCGAUUUUGACGACAACGACGAUGUGGACAUGGACGACGACGCGUUUGACGAUGACGACGACGAGUUCGACCAGGGAGAGUACACCGACGACGAGGACGACUCUUGGAAGAUCCGCCGUGGUGCAGCGAAAGUUCUUGAAGCGCUCAUCAACACGCGCUCGGACCUCCUUGCAGAAUUCUACCGAAUCGCUGCUCUUCCUCUUAUCGCCCGGUUCAGCGAGCGUGAGGAGAGUGUGCGUUUAGAGGUACUCGAGGCGUUCGAGGCUUUGCUCCGCCAGACGGUCAACACCCGUCCCAACGACCGGAAUGGUGGAAGCCCUAACAAGCGUAAGCGGACCGGCACCGAGGGGAUGGACCAGGACGACGAGAACUCGCCUCUCGCCGCUCUCCAGGAGAUCCGGCCCCAGCUUGUCCAGGCUACCCUCAAGCAGGCAAACGCUAAGACGGUCAAUGCCCGUCAACAGAGCUUCAUCCUCCUUCGCGGACUUGUCGAGGCACUGGAAGGUGGACUGGACAAUGAGGCGGACUCCAUUUGUAGCAGUUCCGCUGCGGCUCUUCGUUCCUCUGACAGCACCACUUCCUCCUUCACCAUCGCCGUCCUGACCUUCCUGACUUCAUUCUUCAACCACCACGUCGGGAGAAGCUAUGCCUCUCAUCUCGACCAGCUCACCAAACUGGUUGUCCGGUGCAUGCGCGACAAGCAACAGCGCGUCAACUUCGAGGCCUUCGCGACUGCCUCCGCACUGACUGGCAGCAUCCGUCCGCUUCAUCGCGGCUCGGCGUCCCCGCUUCGCCCUGGGUUCGAAGGGCCGGUUAAGGAGAUUUUCCAGGCGACUACAAGCGUGCUCGGGGACAACUCGGUUGAUGGUGACGUCCGUGAGAAGGCGUUGAUAACACUCGGCGACCUUCUACUCCACGAGGGCGACGCGUUGUCCGACCGCCUCGGCGAGGCGCUCCCUCUCAUUUCCGCGCGUCUCGAUAGCGAGAACACUGCUGCGACCGCUGUCGAAGUCGCCGGCCAGGUCGCCGCCUCCCCGCUGUGCUCUGGCCCUGCAUUCAACCGGUGGCUCCUCGACAUCCUCACCAGAGUCAUCAUCUACAUCCGCCGCAACAAGAGCUCGGUCUCCAAGGCCAACGAGUUUACCACGAUCCAGAGCAUCCUCUCACGUCUGGGCCAGAGCCUCCCGGAGGUUGUUGCUUCGGACGUUGUUGUCGAGCUCACUCCGUUCCUCGACCAGGCGUCUGCGCUUGAGAUCAUUGCCAGCGUCCUCACGAACCAGCCAGCCACCCGUGCGACCGUCGAGAAGCACGUCCUCCCGCAGGUUUUGACCGCCAUCAAGACGGCUAGCAACGCUGCGUCCAUCGACGCCCUUGUCGAGUUCUUUGGCGCCUACAUCGACGGUGACAUCGACUGUUCGCUUCGUCUGGUGCCCCAGCUUGUCUUCAACGUCACCAAAGACAAGUCUCUGGCCGGAACCUCGUUUGGCGGCACCCUUGCAUACUCGACCACAGCCAAAUGCGUCGGUGCGGUCGUCACGCACAGCGAGCGUAAUUUGGCAGGUAUCCUGGCGACGUUUGAGAACACGCUCAAGUCGUCACGGGGUGCAGGCGCAGAGGUCUAUCUCGCGCUGCUGUGCGUCGGCGAGAUUGGCCGGCUCAACGACCUCUGUGCCAACGGUGAGCUACUUCAGCGCGCUCUUCGCUUCUUCCGGAGCGACAACGAGGAGAUCCGGAGUGCCGCUGCUUUCGCUGCGGGCAACAUGGCUGUCGGCGCCCCCGACACCUACGUGCCCGUGCUCGUGCAAGAUAUCGAGAAUGCCACCGACCAGGGAGCACGUCUGCUCCUUCUUUACUCGCUCAAGGAGGUCAUCAUGCACUCCUCGACUGGCCAGUUGGAGAAGUUGGCCGACCUCUUCUGGCAGCCACUCUUCGCCCACGAGACGGCGCCGGAUGACGACGGUAUUAGAAACAUCAAGGCGGCGUGUAUCGGCAAGCUCACGAUUGCGGACUCGGCCCGCCUCGUCCCUCAGCUUCAGAACAUGCUCAGCGGUGACGCGCAGCAGCGUGCGUUGCUUGCUGCAUCGCUGCGCUACACGUUCAUCGACACGUCGGCGGCGUAUACCGAGAUGAUUGCGCCUCUCGUUGGUGACUUCCUGUCAUUAAUGAACGACGACGAGCCCGUUGUUCGUCGUCUGGCGGUGGCUGCUCUCAACGCUGCGGCGCAGAACAAGCCAAGCCUCAUCUCGGAUAAGCUCAACACGCUCCAGCCGUUCCUGUACAGGGAGACGGAAAUCCGGGAGGAACUGCAGCGCUACGUCCAGAUGGGCCCGUGGAAGGUGCUCGAGGACGAUGGUCUGGAGAACCGCAAGACGGCGUACGAGACCAUGUACACGCUCCUUGCUACGAGCUUUGCCAAGAUCGACUUACCGUCGUUUACCGACCGUGUCCUCGCCGCUCUCCGCGACGUCAACGAGAUCAAGGUGCUUGGCCUCAUGUUGCUACUGCGCCUGGCGGAGCUUGCGCCGGCCAUCGUCGAGCCCCAUCUUGACGGCGUGGUUGACGCUCUCAAGGCGAUCAUGAAGGAUCUCGAGGUGAAGGAGGACACGAUCAAGCAGGACCUGCAGCGAAAGGAGGAGAUUCAGCGCUCGACGAUGCGCACAAUCACGCCAAUGUUCCGCAUGACCUCUGCUGCCCAGGCGCCUGCCUUCCACGCCUACGUCGCCUCUCUCCUCAAGACUGACCAGUGGAAGGAGUUCCGCGAGUAUCAGGGUUAA
Cutaneotrichosporon cavernicola is the source of this 3780-nucleotide messenger RNA. RefSeq lists its product as uncharacterized. Gene Ontology annotation, cellular component: nucleus. The record is from RefSeq and is a predicted model, not a curated record. Bases 1 to 3780 code for a protein of 1259 amino acids. The transcript has 11 exons. NCBI's taxonomy places the organism in Eukaryota, Fungi, Basidiomycota, Tremellomycetes, Trichosporonales, Trichosporonaceae. Gene Ontology annotation, biological process: SCF complex assembly; protein ubiquitination.